CCUGUGAUUGGCGGGAGGCGCCGCUGGCCCCGCCCUUUCCCCCGGGUUCGGUUCCGUGCUGCGCGGGGCCGGGAUCGAGGCUGCCGGAGGCGCUCAGGGGAGACCCUCGGGCGCGCGCAUGGUGCUGCUUGGCAUGCAGAGAUGGCAACGGGCGAGCCCGGCUCAUCGACGCGGGAAGGGAUGGUGCUGCUGCAGGAGCAGGCCGGGCUGUGCCCCACGGAUACAGGGGGGGACGAGCCCAGCGCUGGCCCGGAGGAGCAGGAGGAGCUGCUCGCCCCACAGAGCAACGGGCCUGUGAGAGCGGCUGAUGGCCAGGGGGACGCCCAGGAGGAGCCAAGCGACAAGGAGCUCUCAGACUCGGCCUCCACCGACAACGCCUUGGAGGACUCGAGCGAGUUUGGGCGGCCCCUGGGGGUGGGGGUCUGCGAGCCGGGGGGCCCCCCGGCCCCGACCACGCACCGCGACGAGGACGUGACGGCCGCCAGCUGGCGGGCCCGCCGGAAGCACGUCUUCGUGCUGAGCGAGGCCGGCAAGCCCAUCUACUCUCGCUACGGCAACGAGGAGGCCUUGUCCUCCACCAUGGGCGUCAUGAUGGCGCUGGUGUCCUUUAUCCAGAGCGGUGACAACGCCAUCCGCUCCAUCUACUUGGAUGACCAGAAGCUGGUGUUCGUGCAGCAGGGCCCGCUGGUGCUGGUGUCGGUGUCGCGGACGCUGCAGUCGGAGCAGCAGCUGCGCCAGGAGCUGCUCUACGUCUAUUACCAGAUCCUCAGCAUGCUGACCCAGGUGAGCAUCACCCGCAUCUUCGAGCGCAAGAAGAACUACGACCUGCGGCGCCUGCUGGCCGGCUCCGAGAAGAUCCUCGACCGCCUGCUCAACCUGGUGGAGUCGGAUCCCGGCUUCCUGCUGGGGGCUGUGCGCUGCCUCCCCCUUCCUGCCUCCCUGCGGGACGCCCUGGGCACCCUGCUGCAGAAGGCCAUCACCCCCAACCUGGUCUUCUCCAUCCUGGUGGCCCGCAGCCAGCUGGUCACGGCGGUGCAGGAGCGGGCGGUGAUCGAGGAGUGCCGGCUGGAGCCCACCGACCUCCACCUGCUGCUCAACCUGAUCGGGGCCAGCUCCGCCUUCCAGGCUGGGGAGAUCUGGACGCCCAUCUGCCUGCCCCGCUUCAACCCUGACGGGUACUUUUACGCCUACAUCUCCUACCUGGACGCGGAGUGCACCGUGUGCCUGGUGCUGCUCUCCACCGACAAGGAGUCCUUCUACGCCGUCUCGGACUGCAAGAAGCGGGUGGAGGAGGCCAUGCGGACUCAGGGCUCGCUGCAGGUGCUCUCGGGCGGCCUGCAGAGCCCCUCCUACGGCGUGGGGCAGGUCGGGGUGCCCGACUUGCGGCACUUCCUCUACAAGCCACUGGAUAUCCCGGAGAACUACCGCCAGCUGCCCCAGUUCACCAGCCCAGAGCUGGAGGGGCCGUACUGCAGCGAGGAGGAGCAACACCGGCUCUUUGACCUCUAUCAUUACCUGCACAGCCGCAUCCACAGCACCUCUCGCCCCCUGCGCCUCAUCUACCAUGUGGCCGAGAAGGAGACGCUACUCGCCUGGGUCACCAGUAAGUUCGAGCUAUACACCUGCUUCAGCCCCCUGGUAACCAAGGCUGGCGCCAUCAAUGUCCUCACCAAGCUGUUGCGCUGGAUCAAGAAGGAGGAGGACCGGCUCUUCAUUCGCUACCCCCCAAAGUACUCUACUACGCCCAACCCUGGGAAGGGCACCAAGGGCGGCCGGCCUGAUGGUGCGGAGAAUGGAUUUUUUGCUGGCCUCUAAGCCUGGGCCUGCUUCACCUGAGGCCCCUGUAUUUCACUGGUGGUUGGAUAACUUGGGGGGAAAUCCCUUCUCCUCUUUGAAGGGGAGGUCAGGGAACGCACAUGCACCCCCCCACACACACACCAGAGAAACCACACUCUCUAGGAGCUGGAUCAGGCUUGGCCCGGCCCCUUCCGAGGUGGGGGCGACGCGUGGUUAUCUGCCUGUCUUAUUUAUUGGCCUACUCGUGUCUCCGAGCCUCUGUUGGGGAAGCCAGAGUGUGGGUUAUUGCUUCACUUUGGGCCUUGUGCUCCAGGCUGAUGUGGAGGGGGGUGGCGAGCUUACACUCUGGCUUGCGGAGGCCUGUACCGAAGGACUCUACCUGCAUGGUGGAGCUGGGGUUGGGUGCAGCUUGUUCCAUCUCCUUGACGGAAGCUGUUUGCGGUUCCUUCCCCUGGAGCCUCUGCUUUCCGCCUCCUGGUGUGGAUCGGCUGCAGGCCCCUAUGAAAUGGGCUGUGAUUGUGUUUCUCUUUCCUUUGGAUGAAUUGUGGCGAAUUGCACCCUUGGCAUUGGAGCCCGACCUGCUUUGAAACCAUUUUUCAACAUCCUCUGCUCUUUAAAGACCUGGGCCUGGAAUGAACUUAGAUUUCUCACAGGCGCCCAGAGGUUGGCGGCUCAUGUUUGCAAUUGAUUUAACUGGGCGCUGUGUCUGGAAAGAUGUCUAUAUGUGCGGUGGGAAGGAGAUUACUCCCUUGUCCACCCCCCAUGCACACGCUCCUUGCGAUGCUAUAAAUUGAAAGUGGGUGUUGGAGAUGCCCGCCGUGUUGUGCUCUCCCUCCCUGGGCUGAUCGUGUUCGUUAACACCUGCGCCCGUGCACUCUCCCCUGCCUGUAUUAAUUUAAUGUUCCCUUUGGACAGGCAGAUCCUUUCACAGGAAGUGUUGAAAUGCUCUUUGAAAGCAAUGAACUGCCUCCCUCCUUUGCCAGUGUCGUCUGUGCCCUGUGCUACGUUAACUGGGCUGCCCCGUCACUCUUUUUUCAGUCUCCUUGUCCAUCCUGGUUGCUAGAAGGAAGGGCUGUUUGCUCCCCUGUGGCCUUAGACCGAUCUGCAGUGGGAUUGACCCAGAAUCCGCUGGGUCUGUUUCUCGCAGGAAGAUCAUCCCACGCCUCUGGAGAGCCAGCCCCUGCCUGCGUCUCCUUUUAACUUGCGUCUAGCUGCUCCAGUGAGACCUGGCGGGGUUGGGGAAGCAGAAACAGUUUUCACAUGCAUGACGUGCUGUGCCUAGAACCGUCUUGGCUGGCUGUCAAAUGAACCGUCUUGGCUGGCUGGCGUGUUCAACUGAGAAUCAAAGUCUUAUUAAAAAGUUGUUUUGAUGAGGGUACAUCUGUCUUACUCGCCGGCCAGCACAAAGGUCCUUGUCAAGGAAAGGGGGAGUUGGGGCUCUCUAAAUGCUAGCUGUAUUGCCUUGGCCCCCGGGAGCUUCUGUCAGUUGGAUGCAGCGGGGAGGUCCAACCUAGAUUUUUAACUCUCAUCUCUGGAGACGUCAGAUCACAGCUGAGCUUGCCGCAAACGUUGUCACGCUACCCCUCUGCCUGAGGCUGGCAUUUCCCAUCCCUGCAGCAUUCUCCUUUUUGGAAAGACGGGAUCCCAAAUUCACUUUGCCCAUCUUUGUCCUCCAGACCCCCCUUCUCUUUCUGCUGUGUUCCACUCAGCCAUCAGGCACUCAGCACAUCUAAUGCUGCCUGGUGGCUUUUUAAAUCUCAAAUCUAAGUAUUAUGCCAACUGUCUCACUGCCAUGCUCCACCCCAGAAGCAACUGCAGUUCAGCACCUGCUGCAGUACUUUGGGCUCAUUCAGCAGGAACAGAGCUAUACAAAGCGGAGAUGGGUCUGGUGCUAGCAUGUUCCACCAGUGAACUAUAUCUUCUGGGCCCAGCCUCCAUUGUUUUAAGUGAGUACAGCUUGGCUGCUGGCAAGGGAGGGAUGUGACUUUAUGGCAGCGGAGGUCCUGCCAAGCAGUUCCUAGCACAUGGUCACUCCAUUUAUCCCCUAAGGAGUGUGUGAAAGGCAGCAAGCUCAGCUGCUGUUCAAGGGGGAAGGGGAGCAGCGAGGCAUGGUAGAAGGGUCAUUGCAGAGUGAUAUUCACAGCUUUUUUGGGGGGGGUUGGCUGUCUGGACCACAGGGUGUGACUUGAUAAUGCUUCAAGUCUGUGAAUGGUGAUGUGGUGCAGAGAGCUGCUGUGCAGAACUAAAGCUACCAGCUGCACUCGCUUUGCUCCCAGGCCUCGCAGUUAACCCUGCUGAUACAACACUGCAAAUAGAAGCUUAGGGACGGCCAGAGUCCAAAAUACCGAAGCGAGCCUCUCAGGGGGGGUGUUAUUUUAAGAUGCAGCCAGCGCUUGCACCCUGCCGCAAGCUAUGUGUGUGGGCUCUGCAGCGGGAGCAGGGCCGGCGGAGGAAGGCAGCUGCUGCUCAGAGAGGUGUGGUCCAGCACUUGUCCCAAGGCUCACUGCACCUCGAGUCCACCAGCACGGGUUGGGGGGCUGAAAUAAACAAUGUCCGGCUGCCUGUAGCUCCACCUCCUGCCCUGGCCUGGCCAGGGAGGUACAGGAGGGGGCUAGGCCCUGGUCCAGAUGUUGCUGGC
Mauremys reevesii (Reeves's turtle) is the source of this 4435-nucleotide messenger RNA. Its product is annotated as vacuolar fusion protein MON1 homolog B-like. The record is from RefSeq and is a predicted model, not a curated record. NCBI's taxonomy places the organism in Eukaryota, Metazoa, Chordata, Testudines, Geoemydidae. The coding region runs from base 142 to 1815 and encodes 557 amino acids. Gene Ontology annotation, biological process: protein targeting to vacuole; vesicle-mediated transport. The transcript has 6 exons.